Molecule: messenger RNA, 4220 nt
Organism: Pelagomonas calceolata
Lineage: Eukaryota; Pelagophyceae; Pelagomonadales; Pelagomonadaceae
Source: the annotation of a GenBank genome assembly
AAGCACACACGCGCCGCGGUAUUGAUACAAAUUUGGUCCGUUGCGGAUUAAAAGUGGCCGCAUCAAACAGCACAGAUGAGUAGUCUGGAGUUCAGCGUGCAGCUCGAGCCGCCGGCGACCGAUGCGGACGAGUGCUGCAGGCAGCUCGCGGCAGCGGUGCGCCAGGGCGGCCGCGCGAGCUGUGCGGGCGGUCCCAGCAAUUUCACGGUGAGCUGCGCGCUGGACGACGUGUCAGCGGUCGCAUCGAUACGAAAUGCGGUGCUCAGCGGCGCCUACGACAGACGCGCCUCGGACGUGACGCGGCUGAGAGUCCGCGCCGACCGCGCGUGCUUCGUCGAAGCGCUCGAAAAAAAGCGCGCCGCGGACGCCGAGCGACUCACGCCGCAUCAACGGGAAGUGCUCGACAGUUUGCCCGCGACGGGCGACGUCCACCUGCGAGCCCCGGCCGGAGCCGGCAAGACGCACUGGGGCCUCCAUAGAGCGCACGCGGAGAUCGAACGCGGUGCCAACGUGUUGUUUUGUGCAAGGAACGAGGCGCUGGCGCUCUUCGCGUGUCGCUGGAUCUACCGGAGGUGCCCCGCGGGCCUCGAGCGCCUAUUCGUGCUGGUCGACCCGUUCGCGGAGGGGCCGCGGAGAGCGUUGCGCGAGGGCGACGCGCUACGUCUCGUGAGCGACGCGACCGCCUCGUUUUCUCUGGUGGUAGUGGACGAGGCGCAUCAUGUCUAUGCCAAUGACGCGCGGCGGAAGGCCGUGGAGAGCUGCGUGUCACCGUCAUCAAAACGCGUGCUGCUCAGCGACGCGUCGCAGGGCGCCUCCGCGGUCGCGUACCCGCCGGCCCACGCCGCCGAGCUCACGGAGGUGGUGCGGUGCUCGCAACGGGUGGUGGCGGGCGCCAUGGCGUUCCAGCUCGGCGGCGACCGGAAACUGCUCACGGCGUCGGUGUCGGAAGAUGCGGGACCGCCCCUCAAGUCGUUCCUGUUCGACGCGGAGGAAGAAACCCGCUUCGAGGCGUACGGCAAGUACUGCCAGGCGGCCCUCGUGCACGUGUCGACGUCGUUCCCCGGCCUGGACCUGCACGACCGCGUCUGCGUCGCCGUUCCAGACGACGCGUUUCGACGACAGCUCCUGGAGACGGGCGCGUUUGAUAACUAUCGAGUCCGGACCGCCGCUGGCGCUUCAGCGGAGCUCGUAGGGACGUCUCUCGUCGUCGACGCGAUUGAUAACUUGGACGGUCUCGAACGACUGGUCGUGAUCUGCUGCGGUCUCGACGCCGUCAAGGACGAGACACGGUCAUCUUUGUAUAGAGCCGUGACGCGGGCCCACCUCAUGGUCGUCGUCGUCAACGAGUUCCUGCGGGGCGGCUGGCUCGAGUUCCUGGGGAGCGUCCGUCUGAAGGACGAGCGCUUCGACGCGCGCGACGCGCUCGAGCGGUGCCGGCUGAGCGCGGCAGACGACGCCGUCGGUGCGGACGUGUCGGCCGCCGUCGAGGCGCGGCUUUCCUCAACUUUCCCGAGCGCGGUCGUCGCGGAGCUGCGACUGGUCGCGCUCGAGGCGUUGGAGGCCGGCGCCGCGAGCGCGGACGCAGCAGCACAGAGCGCCGUCGACGCGUGGGCCUCGGAGGUGGCGGCCGCCGCCGCGGCGCUCGGGGCGUUGGGCGUUGUCGAUGAGGAGCUCGCAGCGACGGUGGCCGUCGCGCUGCGGAAGCGCCAGGAGGUGACCCUCGAGGGCGCCGCGGCGCGGGCGGUCGCGAAGCGGCGCGCAGAGCGACGGGCCGCGGACGCGCGGGCCCUGCUGCCGCCGGACGCGUCGGAGCCGGCGCGCCGCUUCAUCGUCGCGCGCUUUGUGCACAGCGAGGCGCCGAUCGGGACGGAGGCCGUCCGCGCGCGCUUCGACGAGUAUCAAAAUAUCGCCGCGACCGGCGCUCGCCGCGCCGCGGACCUGGCGGCGGACCGCUCCGGCCCGAAAGGCCCGCCGGUCGACGCGGAGGCGCUCGCCGCGGCCGCGCUCGAGCGCGUCGCCAAACUCACGACGGCCGAGGUGCCGGCGCUGAGCGUCGACGGCGCGUUCACGGACGCCGUCGCCGCGGCCGACGCCGCGGCGGUGUCGAAUCAUAUCGGAGACGCCGUCCGGCGGGCCCUGGAGCCGAAGCCGGGCGGCUGGAUCUUCGCGGCGGCGCGCGGCGAGCCGCGGCUCGGCGCCGCGGCGCGCAAGGCGCUCGUUGUGGCCGUGACUGAUCUUGCCGGCGGGAAUUUUGACGACUGGCCGACGAAAGACGACUGGCCCGCGUGGACGCGGGCCGUCGACAAGGCGGCCGAUGAGCGCGCGGGCGAGUGGGCCAAGGCCGAGGCGCUCGCUUUGUAUGCGCUCGACGAGGCGCUCCGGGAGGCCGGGCUAGAUGCUGACGACCACGCGGACCUGGCCGAGACGUUCGUGCGCGAGACAUUCUUGCGAGACCAUACGCGCAAGACGCUCGUGGCGGACGUCCAGGCGCGGGCCGUGGCGCUCGUCGCCGAGCGGAAGCAGGAAGGCGAGAGUUGUGAAAGGCGCCUCGCGCGCGUGGCCCUCGCGUUGAGGGAGGCCUGCGACGCGCGCAACCUGCGGCCGUCGCUCAUCGCCGCCGACGCGCUGCGCAAGAAGAUCUUAACGGCCUGGCGCAACGGCCAGGACCUGCAGGAAGCCGCGGCCGCCGCCGCUAGAUCGUACGAGAAUUCAGAUCGGAACGACGCCGUCCCCCAGACGGUGUGGGAUCCCUCCGGGAAUCGAACGGCACAAGCCAGUGCCAUGGUCAAGUUCAUGCCCUUCCGCAGCGCGUCGCAGUGCCACGCCAUCGGCGACGACGCCUUCUCCUACGUCUACACAUUCCUGCACUUUUCGCUCCUGGGCACCGUGGCGCUCGUGUGCAAGCGGUGGCGCGCCGCCUCGCAGGACCCGUUCUGGCUGCCGGACGUCGUGUGUUAUGCGUGGGGGCGGGCUGGUGUCUCGGGGCUGGAGCAGGACGCGCCGAAGCCGACUCUACUCGAUUUUUCGAUUACGAGGAGUGUUGUGAAUGUCGUCUGCGGCGACGAGGCGACCUUCGCCGUCUGCGACGACGGGACCCUGUACCACUGGGGGAAGCGGUGGGAGCCGGACUUCGAGCGCCCGGUCCUCGAGGCGUCGCGAGAGAUGACGAUGACACCUACAAGAGUGGCCGGUCUGGCGGACGUCGUAAGUGUGGCGUGCACGCCGUCGGGCUACUACCACGGCCGCGGGAGGGCCUUUGGCUAUACUGUUGCUGCUAUUACAUCAUCGGGCAAGUUGUAUACGUGGGGCAUGAACGUCUGUGGGCAGACAUUGCAUGCACGGGACACGUCCUCGCGGAACCCGGCCGACUACUUCGUUUCCACACCAACAGAGGUGGCCUUCGGCGACAGUGAGAGAACUCUAAAAGUCGCCGUCGGGCUCGAGUUCAUCGCGGUGCAACGGACCUGGAGUAUCCCGCUGCCGCCGAGAGACGGGGCCGCGGUCGCGGCACACCUAGGUUCUGGCGGCACCGGCAAGAGCGCGCGCGUCUCGUGGGCCGGGCGCUUCUCCGACGACUGGCAACCGAGCGAGCUGCGGGAGGUGCCGGAGCUUUGUGGGACGAAGUUGGCCGCGCUCACGGCCGGCGCCUUCCACUGCUGCGCCCUGAGGGACGACGGUUCCUUAUAUGUUUUCGGCCACGAGUACGGCGCUGACGAGUCGAACGGUAAUUUGCUCGGAUUGGGCCCGCGGGCGACGCGCUUCGAGGGCGAGAGAUCGUUCCCGCACGCAGCGACGCGCGUCGAGGGCCUGCCUCCUGUGAUCUCUGUGGCGGCUUCCACGUACUCGACGGUCGCCAUUACGACGGACGGGCGCUGCUACUCGUGGGGCGACUGCGACGGCGGCGCGCUGGGCCGGUCCUCAGUGAACAACGACGCGCCGGGUCUACUGGAAGCGCUGCGCGGCGUGCGCGCCUGCGCCGGCGCGCUGUCGUACACGAACGGCGCCGUCGCGGCCGCGACGGGCCGCGUCUACGUCUGGGGCGGCGGCGCGUGGGAGGGGGGCAUCGGAAACGCGAACGGCGAGGACGUGUCGGAAGUUUCCUGGGCCGGCGUGCCGCCCGUCUACGCGUGCCGCGGCGUUUCGUUGGGGCACAAGCACGGGUUUCUGGUGUUCGAGAAGGGGGUACGCGGCGGCGCCUAGUGUCUGUAAUGUUAUAAAAC